AUGGCUGCAUCAUCGAAAAAGCCCGGAGAAGUCAAACCCACGACGAGCCGGCGGCAUCCGCUGCAGCGUUUCGACUCACCAUCUAAAGGAUUCUCUGGCGCGUUGCACGUCGCUGGUCUGAUCAGCUUCUAUAGUUCCUUCAAGUUUCUAGUAGAUAAUCCCAAUAUCUUCAACUUGUCUUUCGGCUGGCACCUCCAGUUUCUGACCAUAAUCGGCCUUUCCCUGUCCACAGUAACAUUCAUCUUCGGUCUCAUCGCAGAUCUCACAUCGACCGCCCUCUCAAAAUCUCCUUCUCUAAAUUCAGAUCCACCCGCGGUAGCUCUUUCUGAGCACCUCUUCUGGUUCAAGAACUAUCUGGCUUUAGUAGCAGCACCGAUUGAAGUCACCAUCAGCGUACUAUACUGGACCUUGAAAGCCAUUGACGGGAAACUUCUGGUGCCUCCGGAUCUACCACUACCACCAGCUAUCUACGACCUAGGCUUCCAUCUUGUCCCCGCUGUUGUCCUAACGCUCGAUUAUGUCCUCCUCUCCCCACCAUGGCCCACAACGCCUAUGAACGAAUCUGCGCCUAUGAUCACUUUAGCCCUUUCUACUGUUGUCGCUUUCACAUAUUGGAUUUGGAUUAACACCCAGCUUACCAUAUCUCCCAACUAG
This is a messenger RNA of Alternaria postmessia, 654 nucleotides long. RefSeq lists its product as uncharacterized. Gene Ontology annotation, cellular component: membrane; endomembrane system. The record is from RefSeq and is a predicted model, not a curated record. The transcript has 5 exons. Bases 1 to 654 code for a protein of 217 amino acids. NCBI's taxonomy places the organism in Eukaryota, Fungi, Ascomycota, Dothideomycetes, Pleosporales, Pleosporaceae.